This is a messenger RNA of Pogoniulus pusillus (Red-fronted tinkerbird), 7138 nucleotides long. Its product is annotated as gastrula zinc finger protein XlCGF26.1-like. Gene Ontology annotation, molecular function: DNA-binding transcription factor activity; RNA polymerase II cis-regulatory region sequence-specific DNA binding. Lineage: Eukaryota; Metazoa; Chordata; Aves; Piciformes; Lybiidae. Bases 305 to 2272 code for a protein of 655 amino acids. The transcript is spliced from 3 exons. Gene Ontology annotation, biological process: regulation of transcription by RNA polymerase II. The record is from RefSeq and is a predicted model, not a curated record.
GCCUUGCCUGUCUGCAGUGCCCAUGCUGCUGGACUUGGGAGCUGCCCCUAGUAAGGCCCAGCUUUGCUGCAUGGACCUGGGCAGUGCUGAGCCAUCCCUUCAAGUUCAAGGGCUCUCCUCUGAGCCCUUGGUUUCUUUCUGGCAGGGACUGUGUCCUCUCUCCACCAGCCGUGCCUCUGUGGUCUGGGGAAGAGCAGAGAUUGCAGAUCUGCCCCUUGGAACAGCCCAGCAGGGCAUAGUGGUGACCUCUUCCUCCAUAAGCAUGGCUUCCCAGAAGGACCUGGAGAAGAGCUGACAGGAGAAGAUGCAGUCAGAGAUCAAGAUGGAUCAGCCAAAGUGUAGCCCCAAAGAAGAGGAGGAGGAAGAGGACAACAUGGAGAGUGAUGAUGGGAAAGAUGACUAUAAGGAUGCUGACUACGAGGAGGAGGAGAAUGAUGAAGGUGACCAAGAUGAUGAGGGCCACUGCCACAGCCACACCAGAGAGAAGCUGUUCCACUGUGCUGAGUGCAGCAAGAGCUUCAGUGACAAAUCUGACCUUGCUGCCCACGAGUACACACACACUGGUGAGAGGCCUUUCCCCUGUCCCGACUGCAGUAAGAGGUUUAGGCAGAUUGACCACCUCAUGCAGCAUCGCCACACACACACCAGCAAGAAGCCCUUCAGCUGUGCUGAUUGUGGCCAGACCUUCAACUACAGAUCUUCCCUCACCACCCACCAGUGCUCACACAUGGGCAAGAAGCCCUUCACCUGUGCUGACUGUGGUAAGAGCUUCAGUCACAGCUCUGCCUUCACCCGGCACUGCAUUACACACACUGGUGAGAAGGUUUCCUGCCCCGACUGUGGCAAAAGCUUCACCCGCAUAUCCACCCUCAGCAACCACCACAAGAUCCACACUGGUGAGAAGCUGUUCCCCUGUGCAGAGUGUGGCAAGAGCUUCACUCUAAGCACUACACUCCUCCAGCACCGCCUCAUCCACAGUGGCGAGAAGCCCUAUUGCUGCACUGACUGUGGCAAGAGCUUCAGGAGCAAAUCCCAUCUCACUCUCCACCGCCGCAUUCACACUGGUGAGAAGCCCUACACCUGUGAUGACUGCAGCAAGACUUUCACUGACAGGUCCUCUCUCACCAAGCACCGUCAUGUCCACACUGGUGAGAAGCCCUUCACCUGCAGUGUCUGCAGCAAGAGUUUCACUGACAAGUCCUAUCUCACCAAGCACUAUCGUAUUCACACUGGUGAGAUGCCCUACAGCUGCACUGACUGUGGCAAGAGCUUCACAACCAAAUCCCAGCUCACUCUCCACCAGCGCUCACACACUGGCGAGAAGCCAUAUACCUGUGCUGCCUGUGGUAAGAGCUUCAUCUGCAGCUCUACCCUCACCAAGCACUGCCUUACACACACAGGUGAGAAGGUUUCCUGCCCCGACUGUGGCAAGAGCUUCACCCGCAUCUCUACCCUCAACAACCACUGCCGGAUCCACACUGGCGAGAAGCUGUUCCCCUGUGCAGAGUGUGGCAAGAGCUUCACCCACAGCACCUCAUUUCUCCAGCACCGCCUCAUCCACAGUGGCGAGAAGCCCUAUUGCUGCACUGACUGUGGCAAGAGCUUCAGGACCAAAUCCCAGCUCACUGUCCACCGCCGUAUGCACACUGGUGAGAAGCCCUACAGCUGCACUGACUGUGGCAAGAGCUUCAGGAGCAAAUCCAAUCUCACUCUCCACCGCCUCAUCCACACUGGCGAGAAGCCCUACAGCUGCACUGACUGUGGCAAGAGCUUCAGGAGCAAAUUCCAGCUCACUCUCCACUGCCGCAUGCACACUGGUGAGAAGCCCUACAGCUGUGGUGCCUGCAGCAAGACUUUCACUCGCAGGUCAUCUCUCACCAAGCACCAUCGUGUCCACACUGGUGAGAAGCUCUUCACCUGCAGUGUUUGCAGUGAGAGUUUCACUCACAAGUCCUCUCUCACCAAACACCAUCGUGUUCACACUGUUGAGGAGCCAUACACCUGUGGUGACUGCAGCAAGACUUUCACUGACAGGUCCUCUCUCAUCAAGCACAGUCGUGUCCACACUGGUGAGAAGCCCUUCACCUGCAGUGUCUGCAGCAAGAGUUUCACUGACAAGUCCUCUCUCACCAAGCACCAUGGUGUUCACACUGAUGAGAAGCCCUACAGCUGUGGUGACUGUGGCAAGAGGUUCAAGAGCAGCUCCAAUCUCACCCGGCACCGCCACAUCCAUGCCACUGACCAGCCCACUCUACAGGGCAGUCACAAAUAGACCCUGAGUCUCUUGGGUAAUUGGGGUGACCCCAAGAGGGCCUUUCCAGCAGAUGGAACCAAAAUCACCUCUCUUUGACCUGCAUUUCUCAGAGCUAGGGGCUCUGGCAGGAACAAACAACCCCAGUCCUUUUAAACACCAGUUAGUGUUAUGAUGAUGUGAACAGUGAUGACAAUGAUAAGUCUGCACAACUGAUGCAGGCACUGGAACUGGGCAGAGCUUUGCCAGGAUUUAUCUGGUUCCUCUCUAAUGCUUUGGGUAUCCCUGAAUUUAAAAAAAAAAACAACAAACCUUGUCCAUUGCCCAUGUGUCAGUAAUAACCCAAAGUUACCAAACUCCUGUCUUUUUCAGUUUUAGUUAGAACAUUCCUUCCCCCAGUGCCCAAGUGUUUGGGAUAUUUGUUCCCUAGGAAUGGGACUGGAGCUAUGUGCCUGGUUUAGAAAGAUCAAAGUGAAACUGUCUGAAGAGUCUUGAGCUCACCUUGGGAGGGUCUCUGGGGCAUCUCAGAGGGGUUCCUUGUUUUGUGUCUGGGGAUCUGAGGUGUUUUGAGGUCUGGAGGGUUCUAGGAUUGACUUUGGAGGUGCUUUGGAGGGAUAAGGAAGAAUCUCAGAGAGGUGCCAAGUUCAGAUGGAAAGCUGUAACCAGUGGAGUUUCCUGGGGACCAGUGCUGGGUCCAGUCCUGUUCAACAUCUUCAUCAAUGACAUUGGAUGAGGGCACAGACAGAGCCUGCUCAGCAUGUUUUUUGAUGCCACCAAACUGGGAGGCUUGGCUGAUACAGCUGCAGGCUGUGCUGCCAUCCAGCAAGACCUGGACAGACAGAGCGGAGCACAGAGGAACCAAAUGAGGUUCAACAAGGACAAGUGCAGAGUCCUGCACCUGAGGAGGAAUAAUAAACUGCAUCAGUACCGGCUGAGAGGUGACUGCUGGAGAGCAGCCCUGUGGAGAGGAACCUGGGGGUCCUGGUGGCUAACAAGUUAACUAUGGGACAGCAAUGUGCCCUUGUGGCCAGGAGGGCCAAGAGGAUCUUGGGGUAUAUUAGGAAAAGUGUGUCCAGCAGAUCAAGGGAGGUUCUCCUUCCCUCUGCGCUGCCCUGGUGAAACCUCAUCUUGAAUACUGCUUUCAGUUUUGGGCUUCCCAGUUUAAGAGGGACAGGGAUCUGCUGGAGAGGGUCCAGCUGAAGGCUAUGAGGAUGAUUAGGGGACUGGAAGGCACUGCCUUAUGAGGAGAGGCUGAGGCAUCUGGGGCUGCUUAGUCUGGAGAAGAGAAGAUUGAGAGGGGAUUUCAUGUUUAUAAACACAUGAGGGCUGGGGGUCAGGAGGGAGGGGAGGGACAGGCUCUGCUCCCUGGGAUAGGACAAGGAGCAAUGGGUGUAAGUUGCAGCACAAGAGGUUCCACCUCAACACAAGGGGGAGCUUCUUUACUGUAAAGGUCACAGAGCACUGGAACAGGCUCCCCAGAGAGGUUGUGGGAUGUCCUUCCCUGAAGAUUUUCAAGGCCUGUCUGGAUGUGUUCCUCUGUGAUCUGUGCUAGAUUGUGUGGUCCUGCUCUGGCAGGGGAGUUGGACUCAAUGAUCUCCUUGGCUCUCUUCCAACGCUAAUAUCCUGUGAUCCUGUGGUCUCUAGAAGAUCUCAGCUUGUGUCAGCUUUCCUCUAAGGGACUCUGAGGCUGAGAUAAAUGAGAUGAGGAUUUGGUUACAGCUUGAAGCUUGCUAAGAGAGUUUUAUGUAAGUUUGAUUUUGAAUUUUUAGGUUUUUUUUUUUCCUUUUCUGUGCUGCAUUGUAUUUCCUUUCUGGGGUCUGAUGUGCUGGGGUCCUGUGUGUGCUUGUGGUGGUGCAGGGAAAAAGCAUAAAGCAGUUUGCAAAAGAUAAAGGUGAAGCAGGGCACAAGAGCGAGAGAGAGCUGUUUGCUUGCUCAGCUCUUCAGCUUCUCAGGCUUUGGAAGAUGACCAAGGUCAGUGAAGGGAACUAGCAAAGGCCUCAGGGAAGUGAGGAAUAUCUGUCCUCCUCUGCCCAGGCCUGUGCUUCAGUCAUGAGGAACAGCUGCUGGCCUCUCUGGGAGAGAAUCUGACAGGUCUGCACCCCAGUGUACCCUGUGGUUUUCACUGCAUGGCAAGCAAAGACAAGCUGCUACUGCUUCUGAUUCUGCUGAAAGGACUCACAAAACACCUGUAGAUCCCAGUCAGGUUCAGAGGGGCUCUGCCUCCAAGUAGCUGGAAGAGAGACACAACUGGGUUUGCUGGACUGUACAGAACCAAUGGCUUGGCAUGCUGGAGAGAUGGAACCCAUCUGCAUUUCUGGUGUGCCAGAGGGAUCUGCACUCCUGCAUGUGCUGGAAGCUAAGCGCUGGAAUGAAGCCACCAUUUGCUUUGACUUGGAGGGGUAGAAGGAGUCCCUGGACAUAGCUGCCACACUCAACUGCCUCAGGGGUGGAAACACAGAGCAGCUGCAGUGAGCAGUCCUCUGUGUACCACAAAGUGAUCUCGAAGUGAAUGAGAAUGGACAGGAACUGAGCUACGAUGUCUGCUGUUUGAUGCUGAUUCCUGAUGAACAGGAUGCAGAUGACAUGGAAUAAGGGGUGGAGAUUGUUAUUGAUUGAACUGAACCUGCUGCUGUUAUUGAGAGCAUGCUGCAGCCAUGCCAGCUACGAAAAUGCAAGUGCUGACUGCAGCAAAGUGUGAUGGGGCUUUGUAGCAGUGAUUGGAAAAUUACCCAUGUUAGUGAUGGGAAAACUUGGUAGGUCUAUGAUCGGUACAUGUAAGCGAUGGACAGGGGCCGUGCUGUGUUGUGACUCUCUGUCACCUGUGGACGUGACUGCUGGACAAGGCUUUCCAUGUAAUAAGUGAAGGUUAAAGGGAAGAAAUUGGAGAAAGCAAGUAGCAAAAUGAUGCAUGGAACUGGGCUGUGUGCCUCUGGAACCUUGGAGGGUAGGAGGACACCACUGUGUAAGCGGUGAAGAGGGUUUCUGUGUAAGUGAUAAAGAGGAGAGGAGAUGUAGUAAUGACCGUCAAGAGUACAAGACUACUACCUUUCUUUUGCAUUCCAAGUGUGGUGGUUUUUUUAGCACUACAUGACUAAGGGCAUGCUUUGGUGGCCUUCUGGCAUCUACUGGCCCCAGGUGCCAGGGUGCAGAGGGUUCAUAACUAACCUGGAGCUGCGACACAGUGCGGAAGCCAAUUUUGGUCAACGCUGCCAUCAGUCUGCCUCAAAGGCCAGACUCUCCACCACUGUUUGCUGUUCCAUCUGUUGGGGUUGAUGGUGUGUUGGUAAGUAUUAUGCUUUUGCUGUGCUAGGUAGUGGGUUGCUUUUGUGAUCAUAGUCCAGUUAAUGAAUUAUCUCUCCUUCUAUCCAUAAAGCAGGGUAUGUAUUUUCUUCAUUGCUGAGGGCACCUACCUUUGUGUCAGCUGUCUAGGACUAUAGACAGUCAGUGGCCACUGUGCAGGGAUUUGCACAGUGACAAUGUAGGACCUGGACAGUGAGUGUGAAGCUGUCCAGGGGUGCAUAAAAUCAGCAUAUUCGUUGCUGCACUCCAGUUCUUCAAACCUUAAUAGAAACAGGCUUAAAGUUCAGAUCACAGCAUGGGAGGCUUCCUGUUCCAGUUGCUGCUUCUGGAUUCUUGGAUGCUAGCUCUUUCCUGCAAUCAUGGUGGCAGAAACAGUGGCAUUCAGGGAGCUGCUGGGUUUGGGGUUCUGUUUCAUGCCGUUUUGUUUUUUUGCUGUGUAUUUCACUGCACUGCUUUUGCAAAUAGUCUGAGCUAAGGUACUCCUGCAUUGUGUUGUUAGAUUGAUAAGAUGAUUAGCUAAGGUAAUUAAGCAUUGUGCUUAUGACAUCUUAUGUUACAUUAAACUCUUAUCUCUUUCAGCCCUGAUCUGUGUUGCUCUUCCCCUGACUUUUGUGUUGGGGCAGCAGGCAGCCCUUGCACUAAACCAUUACACCUGUCCAUGGCUGAGGGCACAGCAGUUACCUCGUCCCCCACCAGCAUGGCCUCACAGAACAACCCAGACAAGAGCUGGGAGGAGAAGGAGCACCAAGAGAAGAAGAUGGAGCAGCCAAAGUGCAGCCCUAAGAAAGCAGAGGAGGAAGAGGACAACAUAGAGGAGGAGGAUGAGAAUGAUGACUAUGAUGAUGCUGACUGUGAGGGGGAGAACGGUGGGGAUGCAUAUCACCAAGAUGAUGAAAAGAAGGAGGGGCACUGUCACAUUCACACCAGAGAGAAGCUGUUUCCCUGUGCUGAGUGUGGCAAGAGCUUCACCUACAGGUCUGCCCUCCAGCCCUCACACACCAGUGAGAAGCCUUUCACCUGUGCUGACUGUGGCAAGAGCUUCAUCCAGAAAUUCAAUCUUGCUAUCCACCAACACACACACGCUGGCAAGAAGCCUGUUGUGACUGCAGCAGGAGUUUCACUCAGAAGUCCUCUCUCAUCACACACCAUUGUGUCCACACUGGUGAGAAGCCCUACAGCUGUGCUGACUGUGGCAAGAGGUUCAAGAGCAGCUCCCAUCUCACCCGGCACUGCCUCAGCCAUGCCGCUGACCAGACCACACUGGGGGGAGGUCACAAAUAGACCCACCCUGGGUCUGUUGGGGUAAUUGGGACCACCCCAAGAGGGUCGUUCCAGCAGAUGGAACCAAAAUCACCUCUUUUUGACCUGCAUUUCUCAGGAGCUGGAGGCUCCAGCAGGAACAAGCAACCCCUGCCCUUCUAAACACCAACUACUGGGAAUUAAGAAUAAUUACACUGAUGAGUUUGCACAGCUGGUGCUGCCACUGGAGCUGUGCUGAGCUCUGCUAUGAUUUAUCUGGUUGUUCCCCAAUGCUGUGGGUCUCCUUGUCCAAUGUCUAGGUGUGAAUAAUAACCAAAAUUACCUAAA